Dermacentor andersoni is the source of this 2198-nucleotide messenger RNA. Its product is annotated as alpha-(1,3)-fucosyltransferase C-like. NCBI's taxonomy places the organism in Eukaryota, Metazoa, Arthropoda, Arachnida, Ixodida, Ixodidae. The record is from RefSeq and is a predicted model, not a curated record. Gene Ontology annotation, molecular function: fucosyltransferase activity. Gene Ontology annotation, cellular component: membrane.
CAUUUGUAUUCGGCCACUCGGGGUAUUUCAUGGCCUUGUAUUGUAAGCUCCUGAUCAGUUGUAUCAGGUGAAAGGCGCAGCAGCGCCACCUGUACGCCUCUGGGAAAACUGCUUCACCACGGAGACUUCCCACGGCCCACUACCCCUAGUCUAGUACAAUAUAGCCAAUAUUGCACACUAAGUAAUGAUGAUGAUAUUACUUUUGAUCUUGACAGCGCCAUCUCUCAGUCAUACGCUUCACGGCGCCACCGCUACUCUUAUUUACGUUGCACUGUGGAAGGUACAGCUCCCUUCUCUAGUAUGUCCUGUGCGUCAGUUGCAUAUCGUUCCUUGAAGAGGCCAGACGUAUGCCGAGUGAGCUCCUGGACGACACUUUGCAAAGUGGUGAACGUGGUUUAAAUCAUGGAUCUGGGACCACAAAGAGCGCGCCAUGCCGGCAAGCUGACGGGAACAGAGCCAGUCGGCGGUCGUGCCUUAGUUCAAAGGUACACUCCAGAGACGCGACAUGAGAAGAGCGAAGAGGUGCAAGAACUUUAUCCUCAAGUCAGCGUUACUGUGUACUGUGUUGUGCACUGUGGUCUGUUUAGUGCUGUACACGCUUGACGCCUUCGGUCCACGUGAUGUGACGUUUCUUGGUGGCAACUUUUCUAAACCGCACCGAACAUAUCGCGUUCUUAUGUGGCACAGCUUUGGCCAUGAUUUUUUUGAACGCAUUUUCGGGGACAAUGCCACCAAGAAGUGCUCAUUUCCAUGCAAAUUCGGCCAAGACCGAAAUGACCUGUAUAGAAGCGAUGUCGUCGUUUUGCAGAGCUUUUCUAAGUCGUUCUGGGAAAGUCUCCCUCGCCGCCGUAGACCGGGCCAGGCUUGGGUGUUGUACGCCAUGGAGCCUCCGUACAGACUGCCGGUGAAGGCCUCUAAGUUGGAUACGCUAGGUAUUAACUGGACGCUCUCUUAUCGAUUCGACGCUGACGUCGUGCACAGACAUGGCUUUAGGACGGUGCGUAGGCGAAUCGUCAAGAGCGUAUCAGCGCCGGACCCGAAAGCUAGACCCGUAGCGUGGAUCGUGUCCAACUGCCGGAGCUUCAGCCGCCGCGAGAGCUACGUGCGGGAGCUGCAGAAGGUCGUCCCAGUGGACGUGUUUGGUCGCUGCGGGCGACACCGCUGCCGCGAGCAGCACUUCGGCUGCUACCGGGAAAUCGCGGCCAACUACUCCUUCUAUCUGGCCUUCGAAAACUCCGUCUGCAAGGACUACAGCACCGAGAAGCUCUUCCACCCGCUGAUGAAUUCCAUGGUUCCCGUCGUGAUGGGCGGCGCCAAUUACUCCGCGGUCGCACCUCCGGGAUCCUACAUAAACUUCGCCCAUUUCAGGACCGCUCGAGAAUUGGGAGCUUAUCUGCUGAAGCUGCAAGGAAAUCCGCAGGAGUACAAGCGCUACUUCGAGUGGAAAAAGCACUACUACAUAGAGAGGCCUUCCUUUGGUUGCACCACAUGCGAGCAGAUUCACCGGCUCUUCAGACUUCCCGCGAGAGAAAUCCGCCGCAGCCUGUACGAGUACCUCUGGAAAGAGGCGCGCUGCACCACAUGGCAGGGGCUGCUUAAUAGGACCUGGUCGUAACGCGACCCAGGUUGUCAGGAGUGCGCUAUCAAGACGGAACGCGCCAACGGACUUCUAGCCUGUUUACCCCUCCACGUACUGUACAAGCUAUUACGCAAGCAUACUGCAUGUCCCAGCCAAUGCGGCGCAAGCUAUAACGAAAAAAAAAAAAUCGGCAGAACCCAUCGCACGAUGACUGCCGAUGGUAAUGCGUUAAGCAUUGAAAAAGUAUAGCGACACAACCUAUUGCCACUGUAGAAACGAGAUAUGUAUGAGGCUGUACUUCAGUGGGACUCCUCUUUCACGCUUCCCUAAGAACACUCGGCGCCACCUAGCCCCGCCGCCGUGAACUCUGUGCGUGGCCGCCGAAAUGCACUGCGCGCCACUACCUGCGAACGCUCUCUCUCUCGCGGUUUUGGAUAGAUAGGUGCAUGCUAAGAGCAUCGUCUGUGAAGCAGGGUGGUGGGGUGCCUUACCAAGCCUUUUCUCUCUUAUUUUGCCUAAUGUCUCAAGUGCCUCCUUUUAUUGCGAUGGACACUCCGGGCGCAUUUUUGCCGUCGCCGUCGCCGUGAUGUUAUGUAUAAAGUCUAUGGUUAACAGCGUC